GGAGGCCGAGUCCUGUGUUCCUCGGGGCAGCGGCGUCCCCAUGACCCGCAGGCCGCGGUGGUGGAGCGCAGGCCCGGGCGGCAGCGGCCGGCAGCAGCGCAGGGGUUAAGGGCGGCGGGCCGGGGGGGCCGGGGGCGGGAGCAUGCGUGCUGCCGGCCUCUAUUGUCUCCGGCGCGGCGCCGAGCACCCAGGCGGCUGGCGGCGGCCGGCAGCGAGGCCGUGCCCGGCGCAGCGCAGCGGAGCGGGGCGCGCCGCCCCCGCCGCCCCCCGCCGCCCCAUGGGCCGCAGCUGAUCGUCGCCCGGCUGCCGGCCGCGCCCCGGGCAGGAGCGAGGCGGGCGGAGCGACCCGGCCGCCGUCCACCCCCCCCCCUCCUCCUUCCCCCGCCGUCCCGUUCCCCCCUCCCCCCCCCCCGCGGCCCCGGAGCCCUCGGCGGCCCCCGCCGGGGGUGGCGGCGGCGGCGGCGGACUCGGGGCGCCCUCGCCCCUGCGGGCCCGGCGGGGGGAGGAUGCCUGGGGCGGGGAUGGGUUUGCGCCCGUAGCUCCCCGCGCCCCCCCGCUUCCUUCCGCCCCCUCUCGCCUCCCAGCGGCGGCGGGGGCGGCGCGGCCCCGUUCCCCGCGGGGGGCUGUCGCUCGGCUCCCUCCGGCCCGGCGGCGCCCAUAUGGGGGGCAAGCAGAGCACGGCGGCCCGUUCGCGGGGCCCCUUCCCGGGGGUGUCGACGGAUGACAGCGCCGUGCCGCCGCCGGGAGGAGGGGGGGGGGCCCCUCCCUUCGGCCAUUACCGGGCGGGCGGCGGCGGCGGUGCCAUGGGGCUGCGCAGCCGCUCCGUCAGCUCGGUGGCCGGGAUGGGCAUGGACCCGGCGGCGGCCGGCGCCGUCCCCUUCGGGCUGUACGCGGCGGCGGCGCGGGCGGCGGGGGAGGCCGAGCGGGCCCCGGGCGGCGGCGGCGGCGGUCCGGGCUCCGACUCCACGUACGCCCAUGGCAACGGUUACCAGGAGACGGGAGGCGGUCACCAUAGAGACGGGAUGCUGUACCUGGGCGCCAGGGCCUCGCUGGCCGACGCGCUGCCCCUCCACAUCGCACCGCGGUGGUUCAGCUCGCACAGCGGUUUCAAGUGCCCCAUUUGCUCCAAAUCUGUGGCUUCUGACGAGAUGGAAAUGCACUUUAUCAUGUGUCUGAGCAAACCUCGCCUCUCCUACAACGAUGACGUGCUGACCAAGGACGCCGGCGAGUGCGUGAUCUGCCUGGAGGAGCUGCUGCAGGGGGACACGAUAGCCAGGCUGCCCUGCCUCUGCAUUUAUCACAAAAGCUGUAUAGACUCAUGGUUUGAAGUGAACAGAUCUUGCCCGGAGCAUCCUUCUGAUUGACCCGCCGGGCGUGCUUGCUGACUUCUCUCUAAGGGCACCUUGCUAUACCUGCUGUACCUCCUCUCCCCAUCCCCCCUACCCCGCCUGGAGUUUUGGGCUGACUUUAAAUUCCUCGAGAAGACAAAAAUAAAACCCAGAAACUUGAAUCCACUUGGGACAACAGCGAAUUUUUUUUAAUUAUUAUUUUAUGUUAUUAUUUUUAUUUGUUUUGUUGGUUUUGGGGGGUUUUUUGGGUUUUUUUAAUUUAAAAGAUUUAAAAAAAAAGAAACAUCCAGGAGAAGACAGUGUGAGAAAAGCGGAGCAACCCACUCUCCCCUCCACAGCCGCUGGUCACCAGGAGAGCUCUGCCGGCCAGGGAGGCCCCGGGGACACCCUCGGCCGAACCCCUGCCAUGAUGUUUGGCUUUUCUCCCCGAAACAAAAGGGGAAAGCUGCUGGGGGACAGCCGGCCAAACGGAGCACGCGGCAUUUCUCACCGGCAACCCCCCCACCUCCCACCCGGACUCACCCGGGGGCUCUGCUCAGUUUUUUUGCACUGACUAAAACAGGAAUUUUCUCCUCUCUCCUGUCUCCCUUUUGGAGAUCUCCACCCCGGCCCCAGCAGUGUUGAGAUGGGGACUCUGCUCCCCCUUGCUGAGUCGCAGGGGUCCAUCUUUCAAGUGUUUACAACAAGAAAAAAAAAAAAAAAGAAAAAAAAAGAAAAAAAAAAGAAGAAAAAAAAGAAAACUUACAAAAAAAACCAACCAACCAAACCACAACUGAAGCUUCGUGUUGACUGGCGUGUUCUUCGAUUUGAGCUUCCCUGCCCCGGUGAUGUUUACAGACUGGUCACUCUUUAACUCAGCUAUAACCACUCAGAGACUGGAGAGCCGCAGCAUCCCCGCCGCCCCCUCGCCGGGCUCCUCUUGCCAAAACCGCCCCCCCUCUUUCUUUCCAUGGCCUAUGAGUCAAACCCUUUCGAGGAGGGCACAGGGAAGGCCCCCCAUGGCCCCCCGGAAACCCUGACCCCCCCUGGCCACAGGGGUGGCUUUGCCGGAGCCGGAGGUGCCAAGACGGAGUUGUUUCACGGCAGUGACCCCCCCCAACCCAUCCCUGUCCCCUCCUGGCGCGGCGGGCGUGUUUUCGUUGGUGAGACCUCCCCUGCCGGUGGCCGUGCCCCUGCGGGAAACCUUUCUGUAUUUAUAUAUUAAAAAAAAAUGGGAAAAAAACUAAGAGUUCAGAGCUUGGGGGGAGCUUCCUUCAUUAGUCAAGGUGUUUUGAUAUGGUAUUAAAACAAUGUUCAAUAAAAUAUUCACUGUUAUUUUA
This is a messenger RNA of Falco peregrinus (peregrine falcon), 2668 nucleotides long. It is a transcript of the gene ZNRF1, whose product is annotated as zinc and ring finger 1. The record is from RefSeq and is a predicted model, not a curated record. Lineage: Eukaryota; Metazoa; Chordata; Aves; Falconiformes; Falconidae.